CACCAUGGAAAGAAAGGGGAGCCACUCACCUGGCACACAUACACAAAGCGGGCAAACUGUUGCCCUUCUCGGAACUAUGCCGCCUCUACAAAAUACCACCCACAUCCCACUAUUCACACAUCCAGCUACAAUCCUUUCUACACAAACACAACAAAGAACAGACACAAAGACAUGACGGGUGUGGAGAACUCUCGACUUGGGAAAAAAUAG
Molecule: messenger RNA, 210 nt
Organism: Pelobates cultripes (western spadefoot toad)
Lineage: Eukaryota; Metazoa; Chordata; Amphibia; Anura; Pelobatidae
Source: the annotation of a GenBank genome assembly